AUGGGCUGCGGUGCCUCUUCGAAACCAGAGAUCGACUUCAAGAAUGGCAAGCCGACGUUCAAAGGCGACGAGAUCGUGCGCGGAUUCAGCGAAGGCAACGGCUUGCUUUUCCGCAUCGCGAACAACAAGAAGAAGCAGUGGGCGUACUACAACGACACGACGCAGUACGAGAUGCACGUGAAGGUGACAUUCGGCGAGGACUGCGACAUCAAGGCGCUGGGCAAGACGCACCUGGAGCGGCUGGACACGGGCGAGUACGUGGCGACCAUCGUGGUGUACCCGUGCGAGACGGAGAUGUUCAUCGAGGGCCGCGUGAACGGCUUCAAGGUGAGGAUGGACGCCCUCCCUCUCUCGGAGGAGUACAAGCGCCGCUGA
Molecule: messenger RNA, 375 nt
Organism: Trypanosoma grayi
Lineage: Eukaryota; Euglenozoa; Kinetoplastea; Trypanosomatida; Trypanosomatidae
Product: calpain-like cysteine peptidase
Exons: 1
Coding region: 1-375 (124 amino acids)
Source: RefSeq, a predicted model, not a curated record